AUGGUGAAGUACGGAAGUACUGAUCUCUGCACAAAACAGUGCAUUGGCCAAUGGGGUCUCACCAGUUUUUUUUGGUGGGACACCAAGACACUUGAUUUUGAUUUUAGUCAUUUUCGGGGCAUGGGUCGGCGUGAGUGGGUGAUGUGGCAGGUAACAUUGAGUUUCCUUGCCGCUGGAGACCUUAGCCCUACUCACGAUGAGGAAAUAUAUGGCAAGGAGGCCAGUAUCAAAGAAAAGCUCAACGAAGAUGUCACCAAAGAGACAUAUCUAGAUAUUAAGAAGACCCUUUUGAAUUAUACGAUGAAGGAGGAUGAAGUGAGCAAAGUGCCACGUGGAUCUCAAGAAUGUCCAAAUUGCAACAAGACCUUCACUGGACACAUGCAGUCUAUCAAGGCCAUGAAAGCACAUACAAAAACGAGCCAUACAACCGUUAAAAUUUGCAAUAGACCUCUCAGGGAAAGGUCAUCAAUGGAUCAAAUAAGGAGUACAUACAGAAGAGAAGCCAUACACUUGAAGGCACAUGAGAGUAAAUACAAAGUAGAGACAUACAGCUGUGGGAUUUGCAAUAAGGCCUCUCACGGAAAGGGAAGCCGUAUGGGAGUACAUGCAAAUGAGGAGCCCAUACAGGUGGUAGAUUGCAAUAAGGGGUCCAUCAGUCCAAAAGCAAUUCUAGCAAGGCAUGACAGAUAUACAAAUUGA
Penaeus monodon (black tiger shrimp) is the source of this 699-nucleotide messenger RNA. RefSeq names its product zinc finger protein 586-like. Bases 1 to 699 code for a protein of 232 amino acids. The record is from RefSeq and is a predicted model, not a curated record. The transcript has 5 exons. Lineage: Eukaryota; Metazoa; Arthropoda; Malacostraca; Decapoda; Penaeidae.